Molecule: messenger RNA, 789 nt
Organism: Oppiella nova
Lineage: Eukaryota; Metazoa; Arthropoda; Arachnida; Sarcoptiformes; Oppiidae
Source: the annotation of a GenBank genome assembly
GGGCUCGAUUUGACCACAUUUUCUCCCUUUGCCUGCGAUCUCAUCUGUCGUCUACUGGCGCCCAACCCCACCGACCGUCCACUCAUUGACGAUAUAGUGAGGCAUCCCUUGAUUGAGGGUCCGCUCACAACACGACGAUUACUACCCAUUAAUAAGACAACCAAAGACUUGCAGUUAGCCAUCGAUGGCGAGGGGAACGUGUGUUUGAGGUUUCAUAAGAAAAUGCAAACAAUCCAAGUGUCCAGAGAUGGGCUCAAUGUGUGCAUCACUGGACACCACAAUAAGGCGAAAUUUGUGCAACUCGUGAGCGCAAAGACACCCAAAAUAACCAUUCAUUGCAAAAACGAUGAUAAUUCCGAUGAAUACAUAGUGAAGGCGUGUUUAAUGGAAAAUAAUGACUUUGAAGUGACGGUUAUGCAUGUGUUGACUAGUGAGAGUAAAAAGGUUUUGGCCAACGAUUGCCAGCAAUUGAGUCAAACGGUGUUCAAAAAGCGUGCGAAAGAGUUGAGAGAGUUUUGUCUGAAGACUGAGAAGGAGUUCCAGAACAGUGGCGACAGGACUGGAAUCGAUUGCUUUCCCAUUUCGUUUGGCAGGAAAAGUAAGAUCAAAACCGAUUCCCAAUCCAUGCAAACACUGUCGACACAACAGCCCGUUAUCUCGAGUCAGAGUAUCUUAAGGUCCAUUCAAAUUAAUGGCAUCGGCGAGGCUUCUCAGUUAUCAAACGGUGUUUUCAAUGUGUGUUUCACCGACGGCUCGACUCUGUGUUUCAGAAGUGAUUCUGAGAUUCCG